Messenger RNA from Sungouiella intermedia, 1932 nucleotides. The record is from the annotation of a GenBank genome assembly. Lineage: Eukaryota; Fungi; Ascomycota; Pichiomycetes; Serinales; Metschnikowiaceae.
AUGCUUGAACCUUGUAUCGACCAGCAAGAGGUGGAGACCAUCUUUAAGAAGAUUCACGAAGGGCUAGAUCUCUUCAACUACUAUUUCACCCGUCACGAAGCAUCAAGCAAUGACUCUCAACGAGAAAAGCUUGAAAGUGACCUUAAGAAAGAGAUUAAAAAGCUCCAAAAGUUCCGAGAUCAGAUUAAAACAUGGCAAGGAAACGACUCAUUAGAGGCCACGAUUGCCCCACUGAAGCUACAAGAGCACAGAAGAUUAGUGGAAGAAGCCAUGGAAUGUUACAAGGAAGUUGAGAAGAAUUCUAAGAUGAAGUCAUUCUCAAAUCAGUCAAUCAUGUUAGCGGCUAAGGACAGUGGAGACCUGAUUAUCACACCGGAAGUAGAAGAUGCCCUCGAAUUUCUCAGUGGAGUGGAGGAAGAAUUGAAUGAGCAGAAUGAAUCUCUAGAAGAAGAGUAUGAGAAGAUCUCACAGAAGAAAGUCAGGAAGAACAACAUGCUGCAGAUUGAGGAGCGCAAACAAGAACUUGAGGGUUUCAAACUCAAGAAUGAGUUUCAUCUUGAGAAGAUUGAGGCGGUGAUGCGAUUCCUUAAGUCGGGCAAGGUGUCAGUAGAGUCUGUGUGGACGAUCCAAGACGAUUUGAACUUUUACGUUGAGUCCAACCAAGAGCCGGAUUUCGUGGAUGACGAUACGUUAUACGAUGAAAUCUUCAAGGAGGCAAAGCAGAACAGCGAAAACAAUAUUGUUGUCUCCAAUGGACACCCGGAUGAGACCUUUGACUUGAGCAUAAAUGGACUGGAGGAAACCGAUCCAGCACCCAUUGCAUCGGCUGAACUGGUUGUCAAACGAAAGGGAACCGCAUCCGCGUCACCUGCUCCUAACCCAGAACCCACAGCACCAGCGGAGAUACCGUCGAAGCCUAUCACAAACGUUACAGCAAAGAGCAAGCAGUCAGCGGGAAGAAACGAUCUCUCCGACAACUCUACACCUGGAUUUGUUACCACAUUGAAGCCAGCAGCUGCCCCCGCCAAACCCGUGGGAGCUUUGAAGUGGUCUAUUGCUGCGGGUGGUGCAGCACCUAAAGCAGAAGGAAGUAAUGGUCAUAAUGCCACAGAGAAUCCAGAAGUCAAGCAAGCAGAGCAAACAGAGCCAGCAGAAGUUGAGAAAAAGACGCUAAAUAACAAGAAAGAGCAUCGUACUGAAGAGCAUGCUUCUUCGGAGCUACUCUCACUUCUCACAAAGAAUGAUGAGUACUCGCCAUAUCUUGAAGUGUUGAAAAACUCGUCGCUAUCUCCCUGUGAACUUGAGCUCUUUAGUGACUUCAACUUGUUGCGUACACCUCCAGGCAUUCAGGAAUUUGCUGUGGCGUACACUGCUACCAACAGGGCCACUGCCGAGUGUAAAUUGCUUGUGCCUCCUCAAAAGAACUUGCUGGCUUCUCCUUACAUGCGCAAGACUUAUCUUCCACAGAACUACCAGGUUGGGUUCGGCUCGAGUCAAAUCAAACCACCUAUGUUUAUGUCAAAGCUCCAGAAUUACUGGAACCGCAUAAGAGCAGGCAACCUGUUCAAUCAGCUCGUCAAGGAAGUGGAACUUUUAGAACAUCAAAAGACCUCUGAGAGCGCAGCCAUGGUGAAUGAGUUGACGAUGGUUCUCUUCUAUGGGUAUUACUGCGGGCACAUGCCAUUGGAAAAUAUAAUUGCCGAGUUCCUACUCCAUAAGUUAGGAUGGGCGCCCUAUGGCUUGGAUGAUGUAUUGAGCUCGGAAGCUCUGUCACAAUACCAGUAUUGGUUCUUUCCUUUGGGUACUUCUGAGACGCCUGAGACGGGAGACUUUAGAGUGUUUGACUUGUCUCUGUGGGAGAUUUAUGUCAAGCAUAGAUUUCAGUUUGACCCUCGGUUGAGCAAGAGCGGACCGGCUAAGAGUUUGUUCUGA